Molecule: messenger RNA, 1350 nt
Organism: Hemiscyllium ocellatum (epaulette shark)
Lineage: Eukaryota; Metazoa; Chordata; Chondrichthyes; Orectolobiformes; Hemiscylliidae
Exons: 12
Coding region: 1-1350 (449 amino acids)
Cellular component (GO): membrane
Source: RefSeq, a predicted model, not a curated record
AUGGGCCGAGUGGACUCCGCAGGUACUGGCUCAGUCUGGAAUAUGUUCUGUCCUUCAGAUGAAAACAUUCCCGAGCUGCAGAAGAGGCUAAACAAAUGCACCGGCAAUUACUACUGGAAGGAAGGAGACGAUUACUGUCAAGACCCUGAGCGGAUACGCCUGGCAGAGGGAGCCCAUCGAUGUAGCGGGCGCCUGGAGAUCUACUUUAACAAGACGUGGGGCACCGUGUGUGACGACGCCUGGUCUGAUUCCGGGGCCCGGGUGGUGUGUGCUCAGCUGGGCUGUGGGCCUCUCCUCAACACCUUGGGGGAGGAGGGGGUGGGCCUGCCCAGGGGCAGCCCGGGAAGCCCCAUCUGGCUGGACGAGGUGGAGUGCCGGGGCACGGAGCCCACCAUCUGGGCCUGCCGUUCGGCCUACUGGGGCGAGCACGACUGCCAUCACAAGGAGGACGUUCAGGUCAACUGCACAUAUCUUCCUGAGAAAGACCCAGUGUUGGGGAAUGACCCUUUUCGGGAUGACUUAAUCCCCAUCGUAGCCAGUAUCAUUCUGGCAAUCCUGCUCAUCAUCGUGACGACCGUGCUGAUCUACCAGAUCUACAACAGAGACAAAUCUGUUCUGGGCCGGACUCCGGCUCGACGUGAGGACGGAAUCUAUGAGGAUAUCGACUACGGCCGGGUGAAGCGAUUCUCCAAGAUCUCCCACGUUUCAGAAGCAACAAACUCGAGCGCCUCCCUGAACAAGAUCGAGUAUUACGUUGACGGGGAACUCCAGGAGGAAGACGGUGUUCUCCCAGAAGGAUAUGACGACGUAGACAAUGGCGCCCCCACAGGACUGAAGGAGUAUUACGAUGAUGUGGACAGAGACGGGGCGGAGUCUAUCGAGCUGGAAGUCCUUGGAGGAGGUGGGGAUGUCGGGCAGUCAGUCCCUGCCAGUGCCAGAGGCGGCUACGAGAAUGUAGCUGACUGGAGUUCAGGACAGCAAGCAACAGCCAGGUCAGGAGAUUACGACGAUGUUGAGAACGGGGACAAAGGGAAAGGUGGAAGUUACGAAAAUGUUCCGUCAUGUUCCUCGGAAACUACCGCUCAGAGUAAGGAGCCCAGAGCAGGAGAUUACGACGAUGUUGAGAACGAGGACAAAGGGAAAGGUGGAAGUUACGAAAAUGUUCCGUCAUGUUCCUCGGAGACUACCGCUCAGAGUAAGGAGCCCCGAGCAGGGGGCAGUUUUGGGCCUGUCUCUGGGCUGUCGGACCCUGAAUUCCUGAAGGGAUUUGCCGUGCUUCCCUUCAUUGUCCGGGGCGCGGAGUACAGGAGCCGGCAAACCAUGGAGCAGCGGAUGAGGAACCUUCAAUAG